Molecule: messenger RNA, 1479 nt
Organism: Penicilliopsis zonata CBS 506.65
Lineage: Eukaryota; Fungi; Ascomycota; Eurotiomycetes; Eurotiales; Aspergillaceae
Exons: 8
Coding region: 325-1407 (360 amino acids)
Source: RefSeq, a predicted model, not a curated record
CGACUCCAUUACCGGCGAGGCGGUUCCCUUCUCUUCUAACAGUGUCGAACCGCAGAAGUACCUGGAGAAAAUUACCUAGUUAUUGACCAUGCCGAUAUUUUACUAGUCGGCUGGUAGCUGACUCCAUUCUCGGUAUUCAAGGAUAAUAGCCGUUAUGUUGUAUGUCGAUCUGGUCGAGAUUUUCUCUUGAGCAGAUGGGGGAGGAGAGUAUAUAACGAUCCUCCAGUCAGUCCUCGGUCGACUAGUCUGCUGCUUCUCUCUGCGGUGCUACUGUUGACGGUUUUCCAUCACAAACUCUGUUCAGAGUCACGCCAGGGUUUGACCAUGAUUUCCAUCGCACCAGGCUCCCACCAGAGCCUCCAGAUAGGCUGCUAUGUCAUUUUCUCGGUGGCCAUGGUGGUCGUCUGUCUGAGGCUUUAUGUCCGGCAGUUCCUCGUCCGCAAGUUGGGAGUCGACGACUAUCUCAUCAUCGUGGCUUCGCUCUGCUCCAUCGGCAUCAUCGUCACCGUGCCGUACAUGUUUAACCUCGGGAUUGGCCGGCACAUGACCGAGUUGACGGAGCACCAGCUGCUGUACGGCAGGAAGUGGGCGUGGGUAUCGCAGAUUCUAUACUAUCUCGCCCUGGGACUCGCCAAAACAAGCAUGGUGGCUCUAUACAUGCGUCUCGCCUCGGAUCCAAUGCAUAUCCGCUUUCUCUGGGUUUUUGGGGCCAUUGUCUUCUGCCAUGGUAUCGCAGUUACAAUUGUCACCAUCGAUAUCUGCACGCCCAUCUCCAUCAUGUGGUCACCCUCCUUCCCCGAGGGAUGCAUCGAUAUCCUCGACUUCAACUAUUUCAACGCUGCCUUUCACAUCUUCACCGAUAUCAUGCUGGCCAUCAUUCCCAUCCCGAUUCUGCGCAACCUCCAGAUGAACAAGAGGAGGAAGAUCGGCCUGAUGAUUGUCUUCGCCGUCGGUCUCCUUACCAUCGCCACCACAGUCGCCCGCCAGGUCACCAACGCCAUCUCCCUUCUCCGUCCCGACUUUCCAUGGUACUGGUCUGCAGCUGAGCUGUGCACCUGUCUGGAAGUAAACAUGGGCCUGAUCUGCACGUCUGUGCCGGCCCUGCGCUCGCUGUUCAAGGUCUACUUUGGCGGAAGCAGCAACAACAACAACAACAACAAAAAGAACAACCAGGGAGACGAGAGCUACGAGCUGAAUCGCAAACAGACGAGCUCUGGCCGCAACGACUUCAAUCGCUUCGAACGCGGCAAGAAGCAGGUGCGCACCCAUUUCUUCGGCAGGGCUUCUCGUCUCACCAGCACGAGCAACGAGAGCCAGGACGAUAUCAUCCCCGGCGAGACUGACGGGGUCGUGCAAACAACAGACUUUCUCAUCUCAUAUGAGGGGGGAGGUACUACGCAUAAAUAGAUUUCCUUUGUUUUAAACUAGCUUUGUCGACUCUAGAGCUUAAUAAAUAUAAAACUUAUUAAUAUAUUGGAC